AUGCUGAUGUUCGCAUCUCCGCACCGCGCCGCCGCCGCGUUCCGUGUGCCGCUUGCGUUCUCGCAGAGCGAAGAUUCGCUCGGUGCAUUAACUCCUUCCUCCGCCCACGGGGCGAGCGGCAGAGCCCGCGGCCCCCCACCCCCCGCACCGCGCAACCGCCCUCCCGGCCAAACCCUUCGCAACGAGCCUCCCGUAAGCAGAGACGUGUCUGAGUCCCCCCGUGCUCCCCCCGCUCCCCUCCGCUACGACCAGCCGGUCCCGCCGCCCGGCACAGCUCCGCAGCCGCUGUGGUGCUGGCUCCUGGCUGCGGCAGCCAGCGCGGCUCCGACACCAACUUUCCGUGCGUGGCGGAGCGGAGCGGAGCAUCCCCCGCCGCGGCCGCGGGAAACGGGGCCGGCCAUGCUGGGUCCGGCAGUGCGGCUGGCACUGGGCGCGGGGGAACUGGUGCCGGCGGCCGCGGGGCUGCCGGGCCGGCUGCUGGCCCUGCUCUGGCCGGCGCUGGUGUUGGGGGCGGCCGCGCUGCUGCUCCGGCGCCGGCUGCGACGCGGCCGGGCCGCCGGGCAGGCGCGGGAGGAGGAGGAGGAGGAGGAGGAAGAGGAGGAGGAGGAGGAGGAUGGCUCCGCCGGCACUCGGGCGGCCGGGGCGCUGCCGCCGCGGCAUCUGGAGGAACAAAGACGCACGGUGCAGGUUCCAGUGAAUGGCCAGCUUAUAAGACCAGCCAAUACCAAAGAGAAAAAGCUCCUCAAGCCUAAGAAGAAGAGAAAAGCCCAGUAUUCAGAAAAGAAGAUACCCAAAGACUUGCUUUCUGUGGAAAGAGACAAACUGCAAGAGGAGGAAGGAGUUUGGCAGACCAAGAUCAGCAGUCGAGAAAAGAGACACUUAAGGAAGGAGAGGCUGAAACAAAAAGACCCCAGCAGAGCAUUCCUGGGUACCUCGGCAGUUCAGCCAGCCUUUGACUGGAAUGGGAAAGCAGCAGUGUGGCCAGUCACAAAGGACACUAGUGGUGGUGGAAAAGCUGUUCUUGUUGCCAAGACAGAGUGUGGGACUGUACUGAAGGCCUCAGGAAACACACGGGAAGAAUCAGCAACCUCCCGAUCAGAAGAGGAUGUUUUCUCCAACAUAGGAACAUGGGAUAUUGCAGAAGUACAAUCUUGUCCUGUGACCUUUGGGACAUUAUCAGAGUUGUCCAGGGAAUUAGAUAAUGUGAAGACUAAGUCAUCUGAGGACAGUCCUUUCAAGUGCUGUUGGCACACCAGCUCAACUUUCCUCCCCACAGACGAUGCGUGGCAGGGACAGGAUGAUCCUUCAGCAAUCGACCUAGACUCUGACUGGAAGGCUCCCACAGAAGAAUGGGGAAACUGGACAGGAGAUGAGGAGCAUCAGACAGGGGACAAGAAGGAGAAGGAUUUGACAAAAGGCAAAGCAGGCAUUCAUUUCUGCCUUUCUGGACUUGAAAGCAAAACACAAAGGAAGAAGAAGAAAAUUGAAGUGAAGGAAGCAAGGGGCGGAGCUGGACUGAGGCUUCCCCAGCAAGGUUUGGAAACAAGCAUGGAAGAAGGCCCAAGGGACUUGAUACCUACAAAAGAUGUCAGUGAUGGAGUCUGUGCUUCCUUCAAAAAAUCCUUGGACAUUGCUAAUAAUUCACCCAGUAAUGAUGUAUCUGGAAAAAAGGAGAGGAGGAAGAGGAAGAAAAUGAAGAAGGAGACUUGAGGGAGCUGUGCAGCUGCCAGAAUGACAACCCAAAUGGGCAGGCAUGCCAAUGAGCUGCAAGGAUUCUGCUUUCUGCGAUGCCGUUCUGAGCCCAAAGUAAAGAGGCUCCAGGAGACCUCCCAGUGGGAGGAAGAGAAGAGGAGCAGUGAGCCAGAGAGUAUGAGUGUGUGAGAGGACAGUAAGAAUGAACACACUGUGCACAGAAGAUGGCAUUGAAACAGUGUGCCUGUUCAUUACAAACUGCUGCCCUUGAUUAAAAGCUGUUGAAUGGGUUUUGACUGGUUGCAUUAAGUCGUUUCAGUUUUUCACUGUCAUGUUGUUUGUCAGCUUGUGAUGUUAUAUGCCAUUGCAGAAAUGAUUGGGACAUACCUGACCAUGAUUGUCCUUCAUUUCCAUGGAGAGUCCACCAGCUAGUCUGGUCUCCUCUGGCAGUUUUGCAGAGGUACUCAUUAACAGGCUAGUAAUGUACAGAAGGAAGCAUUGUUCAGAGACCAGGGGAGAAUAUCAUGGAUUGUCCUUAAGCCUCCCAAAUAUUUUAAAUCCUUGUUGGCUGCUGCAGUCAGCUUUUUGCCUCAUAUCUUGACAUAUUCACACUUUUUACCCCGCAUCAGGCUACUUUGCUCUGCAAAUGAAAAUAUUAAAGGAGGUUUUAAAGUUAUUUGGAAAGAUGAUCUAAAGCCUUUUAUUCUCCUCAUAUUUCCUGAUGGGCUAAAUUUAAAGUCUAUAUGUCCAAAGCAUGUCUCAUUUGUACUUAUAGUAGACUGAAACAGCUUUUUGAAAUAUUUUUUUCUUAAUCUGAUGUUUGGAAGUUUUGGUCAUUUUGUUAGAUUUUCUAAUAUAAAUGAAAUCUGUGAAUGACAUUUUUGUAAAUGUAAUUUUAGUAUUUACUGAACAGUGUGUAUUUGUCAUUUUAGGAGGGCCUAUUAUACGGAGGAGGGAAUGUGCUGCAAUUGAAUCUUGUGGUUUAUAAGUAACGCUAAAGCUGACACCACUAAGAGCUGAGCUCCUUUAUCCCAGAGGAGCUGUAGCUUUGGUGAUAGCUGUCAGGAUUUCCUCAGAGGGUCCUGAGACUAUGCCCCCCACCUGACCCAUCCUAGAAGUGCUGCCUCGAAGGAUGAGAUAGUGAUUGUCAGAUCUCCAUCUGCAUUAGACUUUGUGCCUUUGGAGACUGUGUGGGAAGAUGAUGUUACAAAUGAUUGUUAAAUGUAUGCAUGCUCCAUUUGUAGGCAUUGGGCUGAUGCUGUGAAACUCCUUUCACACAGGACACUGAGUAACCAGGGGCGUUAAUGGCUUUAAAGGCUCUAAAGCGCUACGGCAGAGGUCUGUGCUCCUGCCAUCAUAGCCAUGCAGUCCCUGAUGCUGGCUUGUCUGAGCUUUUCGCACCCCAGCACUUUCACCUGAUAGCCUUCCUCUGUUGCAUAGCUGUCAGAGUGGCUGUAUCCUUUAGAGAGGCAAUUAAUUGCAGCAAUGUGUUUGUGCUUGGAACAGGGCAGUUCCCUUUUGUUGCCAUUUUUGGGCUAUCUGGCUGUGCAGUGUGCCCUAAAAUUUAUCACGGUUGGACUCUUCCAGAUAUACAAGUGAGGGGGAAUCUUAACUGCCGCUUAGCAGCCCACUGUCUAGAAUCUGCUUAUCUUAGUGUUUGUGUGUCAGUGUAAGGGAAAUAAAAGGCAGAUUAUCAAUGGACUACAUAGACCAAAGAGCUUUUAUCUGGAAAGUAACAGGUUUGGAGCAGAUGCAUAACAAGAAAAUAUAUGGCCUCGCUGGAGAAACAAGUACGGCAAGUUCAAGGGUUUAGAAGAUGUGUUAAUGAGUAUGUGGGUAAAGUUCUGCUGUCUCUGAAGCCAGUGGAAAACAUUCAUUGACCUCAUUGGGGCCAUGAUGUUGCCCAAGGUCUUUGUUUAGCAUUGAAGAUAAUGACUAUCAUUAAAAAAAAACAAACGAUGAAGGAGAUAAAGAGGAGCUCGCACGAUUGGUAGAUUCAAGAUUGAUUCUGCUCUGUUCUCUGUAUCUGCUUGCAAACUUUGAUGUCUGUGUAAUUACGUUUUAUUUCAACAUAUUAAAAUAUUUUGAAUGUUUA
Pogoniulus pusillus (Red-fronted tinkerbird) is the source of this 3787-nucleotide messenger RNA. Its product is annotated as protein LYRIC-like. Lineage: Eukaryota; Metazoa; Chordata; Aves; Piciformes; Lybiidae. Bases 1 to 1710 code for a protein of 569 amino acids. The transcript is spliced from 11 exons. The record is from RefSeq and is a predicted model, not a curated record. Gene Ontology annotation, biological process: positive regulation of canonical NF-kappaB signal transduction; positive regulation of angiogenesis; negative regulation of apoptotic process.